AUGGCCGACUCAACGGACGAAGCAGCCAAUGCGGUGUCGGAACCGCUCGAUCUCGUCCGGCUCUCCCUCGAUGAGAUUGUGUUUGUCCGGCUACGUGGAGAUCGAGAGCUGAAAGGAAGACUACAUGCAUAUGAUAGCCAUUGCAACCUCGUGCUCGGAGAUGUCGAGGAGACGAUCUACACAGUUGAGGAGGAAGAGGACGGAGAGGAGACCGUCAAGACAACGAAGAAACAAUCUGAUAUGCUGUUCGUCCGAGGAGACUCGGUUGUGCUCAUCUCUCCCCAGCCAGGUUCAUGA
Messenger RNA from Fonsecaea erecta, 297 nucleotides. RefSeq lists its product as hypothetical. Gene Ontology annotation, biological process: P-body assembly; mRNA splicing, via spliceosome. NCBI's taxonomy places the organism in Eukaryota, Fungi, Ascomycota, Eurotiomycetes, Chaetothyriales, Herpotrichiellaceae. Gene Ontology annotation, molecular function: RNA binding. The coding region runs from base 1 to 297 and encodes 98 amino acids. The transcript is spliced from 4 exons. The record is from RefSeq and is a predicted model, not a curated record. Gene Ontology annotation, cellular component: precatalytic spliceosome; U4/U6 x U5 tri-snRNP complex; U6 snRNP.